AAGGAAGAAAGGUUUCCGUUGUUGUCCAAGGAUGCUUCCUUUCACCUGCAUUUUCUUAAUAUGUAUUUUGGGUUCUUUGUCUUCAUUUGCUAGAGCUGCUUUCAAUCUUAGCCUCCCUCACCAACAUCCUGACCCUGAAUCUGUUGUUCAUGAUGUUCAAAGGAGAUUAAAUGUGUCGAUAUCAAGAAGACAAGCCCUCUCCGUAACCCAAAAAGAUCAAUGUCUAACGGGAAACCCCAUCGACGAUUGCUGGCGGUGCGACCCCAACUGGUACAACACCCGUCAACGCUUAGCCGACUGCUCCAUCGGCUUCGGACUAGGAACCCUCGGCGGAAAAGGCGGCCGAAUAUACAACGUCGUGGAUUCCUCCGAUCACGACGUUGCUAACCCCAAACCGGGCACACUCCGAUACGCCGUCAUCCAAGAUGAACCCCUCUGGAUCAUCUUCUCGACCAACAUGGUCAUCAAGCUCAAACACGAGCUCAUCUUCAACUCAUACAAGACCGUUGACGGCCGCGGCACGACCGUUCACAUAACCGGAAACGGGUGCAUAACGUUGCAGUAUGUUCAACAUGUUAUCAUACACAACAUCCACGUUCACCAUUGUAAGCCUUCGGGAAACACCGACAUUGCAUCUUCGCCGACGCAUGUGGGACGGAGAGGAAAAUCAGACGGUGAUGGAAUCUCCAUUUUUGGUUCCCAGAAAAUCUGGAUCGAUCAUUGCGCCCUGAGUUACUGCACCGACGGCCUUAUCGAUGCCAUCAUGGGCUCAACCGGAAUCACCAUAAGCAACAGCUAUUUUUCUCACCAUAACGAAGUCAUGCUUUUAGGCCAUAAUGACAGGUAUUUGGCUGAUUCGGGAAUGCAGGUGACGAUAGCGUUUAACCACUUCGGAGAGGCAUUGGUGCAAAGAAUGCCGAGGUGCCGGCUAGGGUACAUACAUGUCGUCAACAAUGAUUUUACUGCUUGGGAAAUGUACGCCAUCGGCGGCAGCGCUAACCCCACCAUCAACAGCCAAGGGAAUAGGUAUACUGCACCGGUGGACCACAAUGCUAAAGAGGUGACAAAGAGAGUGGAUACAGAUGAGAGAGAAUGGGCAGAUUGGAAUUGGAGAACCGACGGGGACUUGAUGGUUAACGGAGCGUAUUUUGUGCCGUCCGGCGCCGGCGUAAGUACUCAAUAUGCUAAAGCUUCGAGCGUCCAACCUAGAUCGGCAGCCUACAUCGAACAGCUCACUUUCAAUGCCGGCGUUUUCGGCGAGCCUAGGGAAGAGACUGGGAGCUUUACUUAUCCUGGAUCCGCCACCGGCUACAGCAGCACCGGCACCAACAGUGGCGGUGCAGGGCCCACUGAUGAUGGUAACUUCUUUGGAAUGAUAUUCGGGAGCGCCGCGCCACCGCCACCAACCCCACCACCAUUGACAUCAAUGGCUUCAACAUUUUUGUCUCUUUUAAUUAUUUUCGUUUUGUUUUCUAUCACCCACCAUGAUGCUCAACCUCCAUUAUUAUUGUUGUUAUAGAAAUUUAUAAAGGAAAAGGAAUCAAAAUUAUAGUUAUAAGAAAUGGAUGAUUUCUUUGAUUA
This is a messenger RNA of Hibiscus syriacus, 1581 nucleotides long. Its product is annotated as probable pectate lyase 13. The transcript has 3 exons. The record is from RefSeq and is a predicted model, not a curated record. Lineage: Eukaryota; Viridiplantae; Streptophyta; Magnoliopsida; Malvales; Malvaceae. The coding region runs from base 32 to 1519 and encodes 495 amino acids. Gene Ontology annotation, molecular function: pectate lyase activity.